Messenger RNA from Fundulus heteroclitus (mummichog), 3117 nucleotides. It is a transcript of the gene orc1, whose product is annotated as origin recognition complex, subunit 1. The record is from RefSeq and is a predicted model, not a curated record. Gene Ontology annotation, molecular function: chromatin binding; ATP binding; DNA replication origin binding. Gene Ontology annotation, biological process: mitotic DNA replication checkpoint signaling; DNA replication initiation. The transcript has 18 exons. Bases 149 to 2971 code for a protein of 940 amino acids. Gene Ontology annotation, cellular component: nuclear origin of replication recognition complex. NCBI's taxonomy places the organism in Eukaryota, Metazoa, Chordata, Actinopteri, Cyprinodontiformes, Fundulidae.
UUUUCCCGCGAACUUUUGCUCUGAUCUGUUUCCGGCGGGUCGUCCAUUAACGUGGAGCGUUUUUGUUUUUAACACAAAGGUCCGGAUCAGGCCCAGUUGGACCGGGACCGGGUUUAUUUUUUACCCUCCUCUCUGCGGGUCUCCCGGGAUGAAGUACUUCACCAGGCGGAGGGCGAAGCGGAUCUACGAGUGGCGCGGAGAGCCUGGAGGCUUCAACAGAAAGCUGAAAACUAGGGAGUAUGGCUCGCUGGCCAUCCGGGUGGAGGGUCUCCCUCAGACCACCGUCAUCAGCACCGGGCAGCACAUCCUGAUCGAGGGAGUCGAUGACGACAACCCGUACGUGGCCCGGCUGGUGCGGCUGUUCUCAGACGAGAGCGGCGAGCAGAAGAAGGCCGAGGUGCAGUGGUUCGUCCGGGUUUCUGAAGUGCCUUUGGGCAAGCUGAAGCUGCUGGGCAGAGAUCCGCACCCGCAGGAGAUCUUCUUCUACGCGGGGCGCGGCUGUGACGACGAGGUCAGCGCCGAGUCCAUCCUCCGACCCGUCCAGGUGAAGCACCUGGACGCCGCCGCUCCGUUCCCCGGUUCUGCAGACAGAGAAACUCUCUACGUCAAAUUCUCCUGGGACUCAAAGACCUUCAGCGCCGUGGACCCGUCUCAGGUGGAGUCCCCUCCCCCUCGCCCCCCCAACCCCUCCCUGCCUCCGUCUCCCCCACGCUCCCCCCCCGCAGCCACGCCUGCCUCCAGGGGCCCGGGCCGGCGCGCCCUCCCCACCCCGGACCCGGCGGUCCUGCGCAGGGCGGCGCUGGGGGACGUGCGGGGGGGCGGAGCCUCGGCGAGCGCCGGUAAGGUGGAGGUGGAGUCGCUCCACUCCAUGACCAAACUGUCGGCCUCAAAGUGCCUCAGCGCCAAGAGGAGGAACGCCGUGGAGCGGACGCCGGGCGUUCGCAAGCAGCUGCAGCUCGGCAGUCCGGAGGAGACGGCGGAGCUCCAUGAGGACAUCCUGGAGCGGCUGCUGAAGGAGGAGCUGGACGCGGGCCGACCGCUGGCCCACAGGCUGGCCUUCUCCCCCCCCAGCUCCCCCCCGCUCACCCACAGCCCCUCCCCUCUGAGGAGGACCAGCAGGAGCCCCGGCCCCCAGGAGGGCGCCGGCCUGAAGGCGUCCCUCAGUGAGGAGGACAGCCCUGCGUCUCCGUCCAGCAGUACGGACCGGUUCCUCUCCAGUCAUCGGACCUCUGAAGCCCCGGAGCCGGACCUGCUGACCAGCGCCGCUAAAACUCCAAGCAGCAGCAGAAGAAGAAGAAAUGCCACGCCGAGGAGAAACGGCGCCACCUGGAGGGAGACAACCAGAACUCCCUCCAGAAAGAAGGACGGAGAGACGGUGAAGGAACCAUCUCUGGCUGUUCUAGCCGAGGAGGAGAACGAAAACUCGCCAGCGCUGCCGACCGGCGCCACUCCCAGGAGCUCCAAGAGGAAGUCGGCUCUGAAGGUGGCGUCCCGGAUCAAGAGGCAGCUGAGCCUUCUGGGCGACCAGAACCAGCAGAACUACGACGACGAAGAGGACGAAGACGUGUUUGUGCCAUCCAAGAAGGAGCUGCAGAGCAGCAGCGAGGAAGAGGAGGAAGAGGAUGAAGGUGAGGAAGAGGAGGACUCUGGGCCGGACAGUGAUGAAGAGGUGGUGGCGAAGAAGAGCCGCCGCUCCUCGUCCUCCGCAGGGCCUCGUACUCCCAGAGCGAAGCGGAAAACGCCGAGGAAGACUCCGAGGAAGACUCCGAGGAAGAGCGCCCCGAGCACGCCUCGGACCCCCCGCCACGCCGCGCCCAGCAUCCCCAGCAGGUCUCAGCCGGCCCGGCAGCCCGCCAACGUCCUGGAGGAGGCCAGAACCAGGCUCCACGUGUCGUCGGUGCCGGAGUCUCUGCCCUGCAGGGAGCAGGAGUUUCAGGACAUCUACAGCUUCGUGGAGAGCAAGAUCCUGGACGGCACCGGCGGGUGCAUGUACAUCUCCGGAGUGCCGGGGACGGGGAAGACGGCCACGGUCCAUGAGGUGAUGCGCUGCCUGCAGCGCGCCGCCGCCGGCGACGAGAUCCCAGCGUUCCUCUUCAUCGAGAUCAACGGGAUGAAGAUGACGGACCCGCAUCAGGCGUACGUUCAGAUCCUGCAGAAGCUGACGGGUCAGAAAGCCACGGCGGACCACGCUGCAGCGCUGCUGGAGAAACGCUUCAGUAAUCCGGCGCCGAGGAAGGAGACGACGGUGCUGCUGGUGGACGAGCUGGACCUGCUGUGGACCAGGAAGCAGAACGUGAUGUACAACCUGUUUGAUUGGCCGACGCGGCGCCACGCCCGCCUGGUGGUUCUGACCAUCGCCAACACCAUGGACCUGCCGGAGAGGAUCAUGAUCAACAGGGUGGCCAGCAGGCUGGGUCUGACCCGGAUGUCCUUCCAGCCGUACACCUUCAAGCAGCUGCAGCAGAUCAUCACGUCACGCCUCAACAAGGUGAAGGCCUUCGAGGAGGACGCCGUGCAGCUGGUUUCCAGGAAGGUGGCGGCGCUGUCCGGCGACGCCCGCAGGUGUCUGGACAUCUGCCGGCGGGCGACGGAGAUCUGCGAGCAGUCAGCGGGGGGGCUGGUGGGGAUGGGUCACGUGAUGGAGGCGCUGGAUGAGAUGUUCUCCUCGCCGUACGUCAGCGCCAUCAGGAGCGCCUCCACGCAGGAGCAGCUCUUCCUGCGGGCCGUCAUCGCAGAGUUUCGGAGGCUGGGAUUGGAGGAGGCCACCUUCCAGCAGGUGUUGGUGCAGCACCAGGCUCUGUGUCGGGUGGAGGGCCUGCAGCCCGUCAGCGUGUCGGAGAGCCUGGCCGUGUGUCACCGUCUGGGAGCCUGCAGGCUGCUGCUGCUGGAGCCCAGCCGCCUGGGGGUCCUGCUGAGGGUCCGGCUCAACGUGAGCCAGGACGACGUGCUCUUCGCCCUGAAGGCCGACUGAGGAAGAGGAGGAGGCUCGCCGUGAGCACAGAUUUAAAUCUUUUAGAUGUUGUGGGACACUCUGAUGUCUCUAAGUUUACUAAACUUUUGCUGCUCUCCAUGUAUUUUUUCAUGCCUAUAAUCUGUAAUAAAACCUUUAUAAAAAAA